AUGAAGAUAACUGACAAGUUGGAACAAGCCAAACAAAAGGGCCAUAUCAGCUACUCGUUUGAAUUCUUCCCUCCAAAAACCGAUGCUGGUCUUGCCAACUUGUUCGAUCGUAUGGGUCGCAUGGCCACAUUGGAACCUUACUUUGUCGCAUGUACUUGGGGUGCUGGUGGGUCGACACAGCAACGCACUCUGGAAGUUUGCUCGACAGCUCAAAGCGUAUACGGUCUCGAGACGCUUAUGCAUUUGACAUGCACCAACAUGGAGAAAGAAAAGAUCGAUCGUGCACUUGAAGAUGCCAAAGCAGCUGGUAUUCAAAACAUCCUUGCACUUCGUGGCGAUCCUCCAAGGGGACAAGAGUAUUGGACACCUUGCGACGACCAAUUCCAACAUGCGGCUGAUUUAGUAAAGUAUAUCCGACAGCAUUACGGUGAUUACUUUUGCAUUGGUGUUGCUGGAUACCCAGAGGGCCACAUGGAUACCCCUGACAAGGCUCAGGAUUUGCAAUAUCUCAAAGACAAGGUCGAUUGUGGUGCCGAUUUCAUUCUAUCACAACUCUUUUAUGAUGUCGACGUAUUCAAGAAUUGGGUCAAAAAGUGCAGAGAUCUUGGUAUUACUGUACCUAUCAUCCCGAGCAUUUUGCCGAUUCCCACACAUCAGAGCUUCCGUCGUAUCAUCAAUUUGUGCCGGAUACAGGUGCCAAAGACCGUUUUGGACAAGUUGGAGGAAAUCAAGAGCGAUGAUCAAAAAGUCAAGGAUUAUGGUGUGGAAUUGGCCGUGGAUAUGAUUAGUGACUUGAGAGCCUCUGGUUUAAUUGAUGGCAUUCACUUGUCAACACUCAACCUGGAACGAUCAAGCCGUUUGAUUUUGGAACAAUUGGAGCUUGCACCUAGCAAGAAAGAACAACCCAAGAAUCGUGUCUUGGCUGCCUUGGCAAGUGACGCUUCUCUAGUGGAAAAUUGGGAUGAAUUUCCUAAUGGUCGUUAUGGUGAUGCAAGAUCACCUGCCUUUGGUGAAAACACAUACAUUGCCACACAAUUAGCGCCAACAUCCGAAGCUGCCAAAAAAUGGGGCCAUCCAACGACUGUCCAAGAUAUCACUCGUCUCUUUGAGCGUUACAUUACGGGUGAUUUGAGCAGCUUACCAUGGUGUGAUGAACCGUUGCAGACUGAAUCGGAUACAAUCCAGCAACAUUUGACACAAUUCAACCGACAAGGUUACUGGACGGUGGGUUCGCAACCUGCAGUCAAUGGUGCAAGGAGUGAAGAUCCGGUAUAUGGAUGGGGUCCCAAAGGUGGCUACGUAUAUCAAAAGGCAUUUAUCGAAUGCUUUGUGUCGGAUGAACAACUUCACAAGCUUUUGGAAAGACUCAAGAAGGAUCCUCAUGUUACGUACUAUGCUACCAAUCGCAAGGGUGAUCUUUCAACCAAUGUAGAAAACACCGAGGAUCAAAACGCGGUAACAUGGGGCGUAUUCCCUGGCAAAGAAAUUGUACAGCCAACCAUUAUUGAGCGUGUCAGUUUUGAAGCAUGGCGUGAUGAAGCAUAUCAGUUGUGGAAAGAAUGGGAGCAACAAUACCCUGCAGAUAGCAAGACAGCCCAACUUUUACGUGACAUUGCUGAGCGAUAUUGGUUAAUCAACGUGGUCCAUAAUGAUUUUCAACAACCAAGUAGUUUAUUUGAAGCAAUGCUUCCAUAA
Lichtheimia ornata is the source of this 1695-nucleotide messenger RNA. RefSeq names its product methylenetetrahydrofolate reductase. Lineage: Eukaryota; Fungi; Mucoromycota; Mucoromycetes; Mucorales; Lichtheimiaceae. Bases 1 to 1695 code for a protein of 564 amino acids. Gene Ontology annotation, molecular function: methylenetetrahydrofolate reductase [NAD(P)H] activity; FAD binding. The transcript has 8 exons. Gene Ontology annotation, biological process: tetrahydrofolate interconversion. The record is from RefSeq and is a predicted model, not a curated record. Gene Ontology annotation, cellular component: cytosol.